AUGGAAUAGUAAUACAACAACAUUGGUAGACAAAGCAUGGUCAGCUACUAAAGUUCAACCUAGUAGUUUGACUAAGUCAUUAAAAACACUUUUCCAUUGCACAAUGAUGGACAGAAUUUAAAAAUAAGAUGGAAUUAUUAAUACUAGGAAAAAUACUUGCUGCUUUUAAGAGAACCAUUGAAUGAUGAGAAACUAUAUUCAUAGGUGCUUGAUCUCAUUGAUAUUGAAUCAUUGAAAAUAAUUAAGAGCCGUAAGAUUCAGGUAGAGUUAGAUGUUUAACUCAGUAUAUCAGAUGAUUAGAAAUACCUUAUAUGCCAACUUUGUGAUCAAGACUUGCUACAAAUUUUUGUUUUGGAAGAUUUUUUGAUUGGAAAAAAUGAGUUUUUGAGAAUCGUUUAUGAUUUUAAUGGAUAUGGAUAUUCUAUGGCAAGAAUUCUUGAUAAUAAAGGUAUCUUAUUUGAGUACUUGACUAAAAUUGAUAGAAAUUUAAAAACCAAUGAACCUUAUCCAAGAGGAUCAAUCUUAAGAUUAAACAUCGAUAUUGAUGAGCUUGAUAAAUCUCAGAUUCAAGAAAUAAAAUUGACUUAGUAUAAAAAAGAAAUUUGGGAAAAUUUCAAAAACAGAUAAACUGAAAAUCAGUCAAUUUAAUUUAGCUCAUCUGAUGGGAAAAUCUCUUAUUUGAUUAGUUCCUUUUCCUAGAUUGAGGGUAGCUCAAAUUCAAGCUUGUACUAGAUCGACAAAGAAGGAUUCAUAAAAUUCGUAAAAAAAUUUGAAAGAAAUAAUGAUGAGAUUGAUUAAAACCUCAUUUUCUCUAGUGAGUUAAUAGUUUAAGAGGAUAAAAUUGCCAUUUUCAUGUCUAAUGAUACAAUACAUUAUAUUUAUAUCUUAAGAAAAGAUACUCUUCAAUUGACUAAUAAAUUUUGUCUAUUUAAAACAAACUCAAAUUAAACAUUUGAUAUGAUGAAUUUGAAUCAAAUGAAGAUAUUUUUAAACAUUUUACCUGAAACUAUUAAAAAACUAGAGAAUAAGAUUGUUCUUCAAGAUUUUAAAUAGUCAAAGAAACUUGUUUAAUUUUUCAAGAUUAAGUAAUUAAUUUAUUUGUUAUGUUUUGAGGAUCUUGAGGAUUAAAAUACCUUCUAAAUUUAUUUUGUUUCAUGUAAUGAUCCAAUGAGAUAGUAAUUAAUAUUGGACGAUUAGUCGGAACUAAAAGAAAAUGCAAAUACUCCUAUUUUGAAAUAUAAGCCCUAGCAAUUAUCUUUUGAUCUCAUAAAUAAUACUCUCUAUUGUUUUUAUUAUGAUAACUAGCAGUUGAAGUUAUAUGAUUUCAUGAAAAAGACAGAAAGAUUAAUAUAAGAUAAUACUGACAAUAUCACUCCAACAUAAUUCGAAGUUGAUUAUUAACAAAGGAUUAUAUUUUUGUUAGAUUAAAGAAGUAUAUUUGCCUUUGACUUUGACUCAGGUGAAAAGAUUGAUUUAGGUUUCUACGAUUUAGGAGUUAGCUUCACAAAAAUAACACUGUUCAACAAUAUGAUAGCUGCUCAUUACUAAGAUAGAACCUACUAUUAUUUCCAAAUUCCAAACAGAAGAUUAGAAAGGGUUAUCAAAAUAGAAUUUCCAGUUCCUCUUGAGUUUGAUAAUCAAUUUGAAAAGCAAGUUUUUAUUGUUCCAGAUAUUAGACACUAGGAAGAUACCUCCAAUUUGUUUAGACCCUUUGAGAUGAUUGAGGAAUUAGAAAAAGCCGAGUAUAUCGAAAUUUCAGAAAAUCAAGGAAUUACUUUUUACAGUUAACAUAAUUAAAAUCCUGUUUGCUAAGUUGAUAUUUUUUUCACUUCACUUGAUCUGCAGAAGAUGAGAGAUAUCAUACACAUGAAUACUGAUUAGCAAAUAAAAUCUGUAAAAUAAGAUUUAAAUAUCUAUCUGAAGUACUACCCAGGAUUGGGAAACAUUUUCAAUUCAUUUGCUCUAAAACCUUAAAUACUUGAACAAAUUUCCAAGCUUAUUUAAACUUCCGACUAAUCAGCAUAAAAAUUAAUUAUCUUAAGGGAUUAAAUUGGUGGUAAAACUCCACUAUAACUUGCAAUUGAAAAAAAUUAAGUCAAAAGUAUUUCUAUUCUACUUGAAUUAAUGAUAAAGUAUCAAGAAAAUAAGCAUCUAAAUUGUUUUAUUGAUGAAAAUUUAGUGUAGUUAAUGAAGUUUUAAAUAGACUUAAGCGAAUACUUUGAUACCAGUAUGUCUAUCUUUUAAAUCACACAUGAAGAUUUCCCACCUUUGCAUUAGAAUGGUGAAGAAAUUAUUGUUGGCUAUUGUAAUAUUGAUAAGAUAGAUAACAUUGACUAAAAAUAUGAAGAAAUAUUUAGUGCUCACUUGGAUGAAGUAGCAAAUGAUUAAGAUGUUCUCAGUACUACUGAUGUAAACGAGUACUUUGAGAGCACGACUAUACAAACAAUCAUAAAAUACAAAUGGGAGGCUUACACAAAAAGAUUUUUUGAGAGAUAAUUCUACCUAUACCUUAUUUAUCUGCUGACAUUUAUUUUUGAGAUAUUUUAUUCCCUUAGUAAUGGGAAAACAUAGAAAGACUAUAUUGAAGAUGAUAGGAUACUAACUGUAAUUAUCAUUACCAAAAUGAUUUGCAGUUUAAUUUUAAUAUACUUCUUAAACUAAGAAGUUAAGUAAGCUAGAAAACAAGAAGGAUAUUUGAAAGAAAUUUAGAAUCUCUUUGAUUUCUCCUUGAUUAUUUCCUAUUUUGUAAUGACUAUCAUUGAAUUUGGAUUUUAAGCUCAAAAACUAUUAAUCCUUGCUUAAAUCAUUGUAGUAAUACUUUCUUUUAUGAAGCUUUACUUCUUUUUGAGAAUCUAUGAUGGCUUUAGUUUUCUUGUAACAAUGAUGUCUUCUGUAUUCUAUGAUCUUCAAUACUUUAUUGCUUUCUUCCUAAUCUUUAUAUUUUAAUUCGGACUCAUACUAACAAUUUUGUUUCAAGCACAAUGGAUUGAAGAAUAUGAUAAAAUCACCACUGUUGCAUACUUUUUAAUGGCAUUUAGAAUUUCUUCAGGUGAUUUUCAAUUAGAUGCUUUCAAAGAUUAAGACUCUUUUUUAGUAGGAUUAUCUUGGAUUUUGUGGUUAGUUGGAGUUAUCGUUCUUAAUGUAGUAUUCAUGAAUUUUAUCAUUGCUGUCAUCUCAGAAUCUUAUGAGAAAGUUAUGUAAAAAUCAGUUGCUGAACAAUUCAGAGUUAAAGUUCAAAUGAUUGCUGAGAGAGAAAUUCAUUUCUCCAAAGAAGACACUCAAAAUCCUUAUUUAUUCCCAAAAUAUUUAAUUUUGAGAAGACCUAUUGACACUAUUGAUUCUGAUUCAGGUGAAUGGCAAGGAUUCAUUAAAGAUUUAAAAUCAACUAUAAAGGUUUAAAAUCUAAAGUUGAAGAAUGAGAUUAUUUAAAAUCUCAACUAAUCAAAGAAUCAUCAUAAAAAACAAGACAAAAUCGCUCAAUCUUAGAUAAAUCAAGAGGAAUUAUCUCAGAUAAAGUCCAAGCUUGAUAAGAUUGAUGAAGACAAUAAGCUUUUGUUUGCCAAAUUUGAUGAGAUUAAGAAACUAAUUCUAGAAAAGUGA
Stylonychia lemnae is the source of this 3600-nucleotide messenger RNA. NCBI's taxonomy places the organism in Eukaryota, Ciliophora, Spirotrichea, Sporadotrichida, Oxytrichidae. The record is from the annotation of a GenBank genome assembly.